AGGAAAUCGAGCGUCUUCUUCGUUCAAGUUCGGAUCCCUUCCCAGCUGUUCCUGUGGUCCCAUGAGGACAAACGGCUGAACUUUUGAGGCACCCACUGAGUGGGGAUGAGGCACUUGUGCGGACAAAUGGAUCUUAACUAAGAAAGACUGUUGGUCCAAAUCCUCUUUAUCCAUGGAAUUCGUCCCCACCUUCUCACCAGCAAUCCUAGAGACCCUAAGCAACAUUUCAAACCUGUGCAACUAUACGAGUUGCUCCCACUUUUUGCUCCCGCUCAACGACACAUUCCUCAAUGAAUCCCUGCUCAACUCCACCAACUCAACAAAUCCGGGGAGCAACUCUGGUGUGGCCGGGGUCCUCAUUCCACUCAUUUACACCGUCGUCUGCAUCAUUGGGCUGGGAGGCAAUACUUUAGUCAUCCACAUCGUUCUUCAUUACUCCAAAACCGAGUCGGUGACCAACAUCUACAUCCUAAACCUAGCAAUCGCCGACGAGCUGUUCAUGCUGGGCCUGCCAUUCCUGGCAGUCCAGAAUGCCCUUCAGUCCUGGCCCUUUGGCUCGUUUAUGUGCAGACUAGUGAUGACAGUGGACGCAAUCAACCAGUUCACCAGCAUUUUCUGCCUAACGGUCAUGAGCAUCGAUCGCUACCUGGCUGUUGUUCACCCCAUCCGCUCAUCCAAGUGGCGGCGCCCACAGGUAGCCAAGACAGUCAAUGGCACUGUAUGGGCAGUAUCCUUCAUGGUGGUCCUGCCUGUGGUCAUCUUUGCAAACGUCCACAAAGUUACUAAAGGGGGGAUCUGCAACAUUAUUUGGCCUCAGCCAGAAAACAUCUGGAAGGCAGCUUUCAUCAUCUACACAUCAACCGUAGGAUUCUUCUGCCCCCUUCUCGUGAUUUGCCUCUGUUACCUGCUCAUUGUAAUCAAGAUACGUAGCUCAGGCAAAAAAGUCCACGCUACGUCCAACAAACGCAGGAAGUCCGAACGCAGGGUCACCUGGAUGGUUGUCAUCGUGGUCGCAGUGUUUGUAUUUUGCUGGCUCCCGUUUUACGCCUUAAACAUCAUAAACUUGAUUGUGCGUCUCCCGGAGGAGCCCCAGGGCCUGUUCUACUUCGUGGUGGUCCUGUCUUAUGCAAACAGCUGCGCGAACCCUAUUGUAUACGGGUUCCUCUCCGAAAACUUCAAGCGAGGCUUCCGGAAAGCUUUGUGCCGGUCUUCUCGGAAGGUGGAGAGCCAAGAGCAGACAGACCGCCAGCAGCAGCAGCAGGAGGAGACGAGGAGGGUGCUGAAGCCUAGAGACAGCCUGCGACGGGUGAUAAGGGGGGGAGAGGAUGAGGAAGAUGACGAUGGUAAAGACGUGACAGAGAUGAGUGAGAUCUGCAGGAUUUCGCAGAAUGGCAAUGGACAGCAGGAGAGUUCCCAGCCUCUGUUUGUCGAAAGGGCGAAAGCAGAAGGUGUCCUCGAAGCAUUCUCACCAGAUCAUAAGGUCAAGGCAGGGGAGGCAAGUGGAAAAUGCCCAGGCUCCGGGCCUGUGACUGCCAUCCCUUCGCUCCUCAAUGGUACCAAAAACGGCAGCAUCAAACCACUACCUGAGGAAUCGGUGGAGAAGAACACUUUGCUGGAGAUCAGUUAUUUGUAAAUUAUAAA
Molecule: messenger RNA, 1641 nt
Organism: Scleropages formosus (Asian bonytongue)
Lineage: Eukaryota; Metazoa; Chordata; Actinopteri; Osteoglossiformes; Osteoglossidae
Product: somatostatin receptor type 5-like
Exons: 3
Coding region: 173-1633 (486 amino acids)
Biological process (GO): neuropeptide signaling pathway
Cellular component (GO): plasma membrane; neuron projection
Molecular function (GO): somatostatin receptor activity; neuropeptide binding
Source: RefSeq, a predicted model, not a curated record